Messenger RNA from Clunio marinus, 333 nucleotides. The record is from the annotation of a GenBank genome assembly. NCBI's taxonomy places the organism in Eukaryota, Metazoa, Arthropoda, Insecta, Diptera, Chironomidae.
AUGACAACACAUGUAAUAUUUUUACGUAAUUGCGGAGAUGAUGUCUUGAAUCACGUCUGCACUCAUCAAUUCGUCAAUGUCAAUUUGAAGAUGCUGUGCGCUCGAGAAAUGUACCACGAAAGCACUCAUACACCCACAAUAACAACUUCGUCUGAUUCGGCGCGUUUAUAUUAUUACUUCGAAGUCGAAGUCAUUUCUGAACUUAAGUUACCUCAAUCUUCACACUUAUCUUUGUUAUUAGUUUUGAGUUACCAAAUUCACUGUCAUGAGAGGUUGAUGGUUUUUUUCUGCGUUGUGCCGGAGAAGUUUUCGAAAUUUCUCAAACAUCAUUGA